Messenger RNA from Micromonas commoda, 649 nucleotides. RefSeq lists its product with no specific name. The coding region runs from base 12 to 572 and encodes 186 amino acids. NCBI's taxonomy places the organism in Eukaryota, Viridiplantae, Chlorophyta, Mamiellophyceae, Mamiellales, Mamiellaceae. The record is from RefSeq and is a predicted model, not a curated record. The transcript has a single exon.
CGACACGCGACAUGGCAGAGGGAUCGCCCACCCUCACGCGCAUGCCUUCGCUGGCGAACUGGGUCAACCCCAGUGCGUCGGUGUCACCGCGUCCAUCCAGGGAAUCCGUAUCUCCCGAGCGCGAGCAGGACACGGGGAUAACCCUCAUCCCUACCGGCCGGUUCGGGUUUCCGACCCAAGCAAUGCUCGCGGCGGUUCAGGCGCAAGGGGAGCAAGACACGGAGGGGCCGCCGCCUCCGAGCCCUCCCCCGGAGUUCGCUGGGGUCUUCAAGCCGCGAAUAAAGCCCAAGCUUCCCCUGGACCACGUCGUCAUGAUGCACCAGGCGUACGUGGAAACCAACCCGGUGCCCAAGUCUUGGGACGAAGGGCCGCCGUUGGACAACGGCGGGGCGUCGGCAGGGGCGACUUCGGACGCGAAGGGCGAGCACAAGAAGGUCGCGGCGCCUCCUAAGGCGGAUAAGAAGGAAUCCCCGGUGAGUCCGAGGAAGCGUAAGGCGCCGGCCGCGAAGAAGGCGCCCGAGGUCACUCGCCGGGUUAGUCGCCGGCUCCAGGCUAAGAAUGGGGGGAAAUGAAGUCAGCCAGCUCCAGGCUGCCAGCAAAAGCCCGCGAGGGGAACAGAGUCGACGAUUGUAUCUACGAGUAGUCACAU